UGUUCUAAACAUUUUUAGUUUGGUUGGGGUCAAUCAGGACUUACUGUUCUCCAUGAUUCUUUGUACAUGUACUACACAUGUUAAUUUGGCAUGAAAGUAGUGUGGAAGGGUAUCCAUAAUGAACCAUAUACGAGAUGAAACAAUUAAAUCGAAGGAAAACAAUUAAACCAGGACUUAAUGUUCUCCAAUAUUCAACUCAAUUAACCAGUUCAUUGAAUCAAAAUCUCAACAAUCUAAAAUGUCCUUCCUCAACUCAGAAAACCAUUUUUUACCAUUUUUUUUUAUACACUCUCUCAAAACCUACAAUUCGUUGCCCAAUAUGCAAAAACAGCGAAAUAUAGAGGAAAAGCAACCCAUUCAAACAAAACCCAGAAGCAAGAAUCUAAAUUGAAAAAAGAAAAAGGGUAGAAACGUAAUUUUGUUCAAGACCAUAUGACAUCAGCAGAAAGUCUUUGAAAACUUAAAAACCAAGAAAAAAAAAGUAAUGGUAGAAAAAUGAGUUUCCAUUCCCAUUUCCCAUGGACAUACUAAGCCUUCAAAAGGCGCGCAUCUUCAUCCUGAGGAAACAGAAACACAACCCUUAAACGGUCUCCGCCGAUCAAAUCUCCAUAAGAAUGACAGAUCCGUCGGAAUCAGCGUCGCCGGCGUGGGCCGAGCUGACGCACGAGUGCCUGACCAACAUCGUGUCGCGGCUGAGCGUGGAGCAGCGGUGGCGCGGCCCCAUGCUCGUCUGCAAGCUCUGGUUCCGCGCCGCCACUUACUCCUCUCUCUUCUCCGAGUUCGACCUCGAACCCCGAUUCGACUCGGCGCCCACCGAGUCACCGGCCUGGUGGUCGCCCGAGUUCCAGACCAAAAUCGAUUCCAUGCUCCGAUCGGUCCUCGAUUGGAGCCAUGGAUCUCUCUCCCUUAUUCGGAUCAGACACUGCUCCGAUCUCUCCCUUCAUCUCGUCCCUCAAAGGUGCCCAAACCUUGAGGUUCUUUCCAUCAAGAGCUGCCCCAAUGUUACAGAUAAAUCAAUGGCUAAGAUUGCUCUUGGUUGCCAAAAGCUCCGGGAAGUCGACAUCAGCUACUGUUAUGAAAUCUCCCACGAAUCUUUGGCGUUAAUCGGCAGGCAUUGUCCAAAUAUAAAGACUCUAAAACGGAACUUUUUCAACACUCUAGAUCCUUCCCAACACACGGGAAUUGUCCCCGAAGAUUAUCUAAAUGCCUGCCCUCAAGAUGUGGAUUCAGAAGCUGCAGCUAUUGCAAAGUUCAUGCCCAACUUGGAGCACCUUGAACUCUGUUUCUCUAAACUAACAGCUAAAGCCCUUAGUUUGAUCUGUGAAGGAUGUCCAAACCUCAAGUACUUGGAUCUGUUUGGGUGUGUGAACUUGACAAGCCGCAAUAUAGCGAAUGCUACUACAAGUCUGGAGAAUUUGGAGAUUAGGAAACCAAAUUUCUAUAUACCGAGGUCGGUCUUUCACACAGAGAGGUAUGGUCAUUGGAGGCUGUAUGACGAGAGGUUCCAAACGGAUGUUUUCCGAAUUUGAUCGAGGUAACUGUCAGAUGCAGGGUUUAUGUACCACUGCACUUAAGAACCAAGAUCAGAGUUGUUCUUCUAAGUUGUACAGUUCUUCCCCAUAAUUUGGCUGUUUAUGUUUCAUAACAGAUCUGUUAGUUGUGUUUGAACUUGUAUGGUGGAUUGAUGUUGUACCAGAUUUGUAUAACUUAUAAUUAACAGCUUGUGUGUUUCAGGUUCAACCUUGUAUAUAUCUUUGUGUUAUUGUUUCCAAAUUUGUGGGAACCUUUUCCUUUUUUU
This is a messenger RNA of Momordica charantia (bitter melon), 1798 nucleotides long. It is a transcript of the gene SKIP1, whose product is annotated as SKP1 interacting partner 1. Gene Ontology annotation, molecular function: protein binding. The record is from RefSeq and is a predicted model, not a curated record. NCBI's taxonomy places the organism in Eukaryota, Viridiplantae, Streptophyta, Magnoliopsida, Cucurbitales, Cucurbitaceae.